GGGAAAACAGGGGAGAAGCAGUGUAUUUUAAAUCGAUAUUUUUUAAAUGUACAUGUUAGAUUUUGGACUUGUAUUGCAUCGACUGGAUGAUUAAUGUCUUUUUCUUGCUAUAUAGAAUAUUUUGUAUAAAAAUGGUGGUGUUUGUGGGUCUAAAAUACGAUUGAAUAUAUAGAUUGAUCCACUACUACCAGGCCGCUGCGCCUCCGCUCUCAGCUGGUACAGCGACCGUGGAAAUUGAUACGUCAAUUUAAUGUUAGCCCGCUGGCUUCCUUUGGGAGUUCGAGUCCAGUUGGCUCUUUAUCAUCAGAAGACCAUGACUUUGACCCCACGGCAGAGAUGUUAGUUCAUGAGUAUGAUGAUGAGAGGACCUUAGAGGAGGAAGAGUCGCUGGAAGGAGAGCGGAACUUCAAUUCUGAAAUUGCAGAUUUGGAGAAGGAGGGUAAUAUGCCUUUGGAGGAGCUGCUGGCCAUCUACCGCUAUGAGGGGUCAGCAGGCUCCAGUAUAGACAGCUCCUCUGGUGACCUGACAGACGAGCUGCCAGAUAUGACGCUCGAUAAGGAGGAGAUCGCUAAAGACCUGCUGUCGGGUGAUUAUGAGGAGGAGACCCAGUCUUCAGCCGAUGAUCUAACUCCUUCAGUCACAUCCCACGAGGCCACAGACUUCUUCCCCAGAACCCUCCGAUCGAAUGCGAUGGACGGCGAUAAGGAAUCUGAGUGUGAUGAAGAUGGCCCCAGUCCAGAGGACUCGAGAAAGGAAAUCAUGGUGGGGAGUCAGUAUCAAGCUGAUGUCCCAGCCUGUAUCUGUCACUAUGAAGAUGGAGAGAAAGUUUAUGAAGACGACGACGAGCUGCUCUGGAGUCCAAACAUGCUGGCAGAAAACAAGGUUAGGGCGUUUCUGGUGGACGUCUUGUCACGGAUUGCUGAGGAAAAGACGGGAUGUGACAAACCAGGGCUGUCGGUCCGGGACGACGAGAAGGCGUUAUUUGAACUUUUAAACUGCAAAUUUAACCCUCAUGAAGCACUAGAACGAUAUUGCAGUCACGUUAAAUCCACAAUGGAUGAAUCCCCUCCCUGGACAGAAGAGGAGUGCCGAAGUUUUGAACACGCUCUACAGAUGUACGACAAAAACUUUCACCUCAUACAGAAGCACAAGGUGCCGACGCGGUCGGUAGCACAGUGUGUGGCGUUCUACUACAUGUGGAAGAAGUCGGAGCGGUUUGACUUUUUUGUGCAGCAGAACCGAUUCGGGAAGAAAAAGUAUAACAGCUAUCCUGGUGUAACCGCCACCCCAAAGAUCUCAACGCCUCGAAUAUCAUCCCAGCACCCACUUUCCUUGCGCCACCAGAAAACACAUUGUUCCCCCAUGUGGGGCGAAUGCAGAAGGGACUUGAUGGACAGGCUGGUGGACGAGGCGGAGGGCCUGGCCGUGGAGAGCUCCUCCUCCGUGGCGUCUGGGGGAGGCGGAGGCGGGGGAAGGAUGGAGCAGGCGACUGACCAGCAGCUCAGCCUGCUCAACUCCAUCACCGCCAGCGACCUCACCGCCUUGAGCAACAGCGUGGCCACGGUGUGCAGUCCUGCCGAGGGCGGGGGCUGCAUGGACGGCUACGGCCUGCCCCCCCUGGAGGGCCUCCAUCGGGGAUCCCUGAGCCACGACGAGCCCAUGGGCUUCUCGGCCACCGGCGGCGACCCCGGUCGCCUGGACAUGCUGGACGCCGGCUUCUACCACUCGGACCACCUGGGCGGGGGGUGCGGGGGCAAGGACUGUGAGCGGCCCUCCAAGAGACUCAAGAUGGCGUUGCCUGACUCCUACAUCGGCGACGUCUCGGUGGGUAACCUCGGCGUGGACUUUGAGGCGCGGCGCACCACGACGCACCACCGCCGCAUCACGGGCGCUAAAAUGGCGGUCUCCGUCACAGACUUCGGGAGCUUGGCCGGCAGCGGCGAGCCCAACGGCUUUCUGGGGGCGCACGCGCGACACCACACACAGCACAGCGCCGCACUGCAGUCAGAGUGAUCGUCCUCGGCCACGCCCCCCCUUCCAUCCCUUUUAAAAACCAACCUCUCACUUGUACAUAAGACUCGACCCACUGGAGACUCGGAUUUGUUUAAAUUCUAUUAUAUAAAUAUAUAUACAUAUAUCUAUAUAUAUGUAAAUGAAUAUACUUUGUUUGUUCUUUUUGUGUAAUAUGACAUCAGUGAUGUCUAUCAUAUAGUACUAAAAUCUUGAUUUUCUCUCAAGAGUUUAUAUAGCCAUUUAUUUUAUUUGUUUUGGUGGACCUGAGGUGUGUGUGUGUGUGUGUGUGUGUGUGUGUGUGUGUGUGUGUGUGUGUGUGUGUGUGUGUGUGUGUGUGUGUGUGUGUGUGUGUGUGUGUGUGUGUGUGUGUGUGUGUGUGUGUGUGUGUGUGUGUGUGUGUGUGUGUGUGUGUGUGUGUGUGUGUGUGUGAGAGUGAGUGAACGUCCAUGUACAUUGGGCCCCAGAGGCUGCAGUUUGAGGAGCGUUGUGUAUCUUCCUCCUUCCCCUCACACAUCCACACGUAAUCCUGCCAUUGUAUUCAGCUGCCAAAAACAGCCUAUGUUUCAGCCUAUAUUAAUCGUUUUCAGUUGCAUACGCUUAAUAGUGUUCUGUGUUUAUUUUUUGAAUCGGUACAUUUGUUAAUUCAGUGUUUUGGUUUACAGGUUCUUUGAUUGAAGCCCGGUUGGAUUCAUUUGUAUUGUUUGGUUUGUUUUUACCUUUCACGGUUAGCCUGGCUUUAAGUGAAAGGCAUCCUUAACUUAGCACGGAGACCUAGACGGUCACAGGAAGAAGCACUUAAGUUGCUACGGUCUCCUGUCUGAGCGGUCUGUUACUUUUUACUAUUUUGUUCUCCUCUCCUGUGGAAGCUUGUUUCAUAGUUUGUUUGUCAUUUCAGUUUAACAAUCCAAAGUUGCCAAAAGGAAUCGUGUUCUAGGAAUCCCAAUUGACCUUUAAUGCUCUCCUUCGAUUGAUCUUUGAUUUAUUUAAGAAAUGUAUUAAUUCCAUAUAUUCACUAACCUGGGUGGCUGUACAGCACUUGUUUACAGUAACAUUACAGGAAUCCUUUUUAUUUUUCAUAGUAAGGUAGCAAUCAUUACACUUCUAAAGCAUAACAGAGGCAAUAUGAAAAUAGAAGUUACCAGAAAGCAUUAUGGUCGUUCUAGUUAAUAUUUCUAGCUUUAAUUUGAUGGAAAAAAGUAGGCGCAAUGUUAAUCCAAAGUCAAUUAAUUUAAUUUUUUAUCAUUGACAGUUCUAAUAAUGCUUUCUUUUCUUUUGUAAGUAGCGCCAGUUAUAAACCACUUUGGCAGUUUGCAUUUACCUGCUAUCAGUAUUAUUUCUUCAUUAUAAGCCACUCUUGGGUUUUUGAAUCUCUGCACUGUUAGAGAGUAUGCUUUUGCAUUGUUUUGUUAUUUUUGUUUUGUGUCCAGUCGGCAUCUUGUAGCAGAAAUGAAGCUAUUUUCUCAUAGACUGAAUCAAGCAGUUGUAAGGUGAAGUCGUUUUGUCAGUUGAAUGGAUGCAGUAGUAGUGUUAAUUUAUCUAUGCAUUGUGAUAUAAGUAGUUUGUUUCAGGGGUACAUUGUGCUGAAUGUUUCUUCAUGUCCAUAAAUCUGCAGUUUAAUCCACAAUUUUGUGUGUACAGACAGGAUUCUUGCCUAUAUGAACCAUCAUUAGUUUGUGAAAUCAGAAUUAGUAAAACUUAAUGUCCAGCAUCAUAGGAGACAUUCACUUAUGUCUUUCUUGUAAAUUGAUUAGCAAAUAGCCUUUAAAGUCUAUUACCUGACCUCUUAACACUUGUGAAUCAGUGCUGAAAAACAAAGCUUGUAAUUUAAUUUUGUCAAAAGGCAAUAAUUUGUAGAUAUGUACAGAUUUAUUUUGUCUCUCCCCAAUUGAACAUAGUUUUGUUCGUUUUUUGGAUUUAUUUUAGAUCUUCCAUUUUAGAAAGAAUUUACACCCAGAUACCAAGAGACUGCUUAACCACGCAUGACCGCUGUCUUCUCUUCCCAAUUCUGAAGUAACUGCUACACUGAUUAUCAUUGGUAUUAUUACUCAAUGUUGCAUUUUCUUUGUGUUAAUCUUUUAAGUCAUGUGUAAAAGACUCAUCUUCCCUUUUUACAACGAAACGAAAAGAAAAAACAGUAAAGUGUCUCAGUUUAGCCUCGAUGGUUUAGGGAUGGCUGUAGCCGCUGUCUGUGGAGAGCUAGGUUCUCUUUGAAAAAUGCAAUGUGCAGUAAAAUGCAGUAGAUCCUAGGGCUGCUCGAUUAUGGGAAAAAAUCAUAAUCACGAUUACUUUGGUCAACAUUGAAAUCACGAUUAUUCAAACGAUUAUUUUUGAGUUUAAAAACAUGUAUUUAUUCAGCAUGUCUCCGAAUUAUUUUUUUGUAACAGAACUUUCGCCUUAAAAUACACAAUGAUCAAAAAUGUAAUGUUCCAAUCUAAAAUGAUAAACAGAUAUUUGAUUAUGUUAAUUUUGUGAUCGUUUUGACGCUGAAAUCGAAAUCGUGAUCAAAAUUCGAUUAAUCGCCCAGCCCUAGUAGAUCCUCUCGGCUCUUCUAGCGUUAGCAGUGCAGUGAUAAUUUAUUUUGCCUGUCCUUUUUGUACAAAUACAGACAAACUGUCCGAAUGUAAAGGCCAUUGACUUAAAAGUAGGCUAUUUUUUAUUUUACCACCCAUCUCGAAAAAUGUGACCUUUUAUUGAUAACUGGUAUCGAAAUUGUGUGUGUACGCAAGCACUAACACAUUUAUGUUUUUGGAGUUAAACAAGGAAAAGGUAUAGCAGUUGUGGUUUUAAGAAUACAUUUAAGUCCUUUGGUGAUAAAGAAAAAUACCUUUUGUGAAUAAAAAACUACAAAACUUAUAAUGUAUAUCCAGAAAUAUAGACAAUCAAAACAUUCACUAUCAGAAAAUGUUCAAAAAUCUAUCUUUAUUGUUUAUAAAAAAAUUGUACAUAGACAUGUUUUUUUCUUUUGUUAAACAUUAUUUUGUAUUUUCUGUUGUACUUUAAUAACUUGUGUACAGAUCCAGAAAUAAAGCUCUGGAAAAGGUUCUGUUCUUGCUUUACUCAUUAAACCGCUGCAAUGAUGAGCUAUAUCUGCAUAGAAACUGACAUGACAAAUAUUACAAUUAUUGUUCAUAACCCCCACAGAAUCAUGCUAUGAUGCUGUGUGUUUCAAUGUUCAAUGUCAUGCAAUCUGUUAAUGGGGUACCUUAGGGAUAACCUUUUUAUAGGGAGAUUACAAGUAUAUUGUAAUUGGUUUGUCUACAUCUUUAAGUUAACUUCUGAAAAGGGUGGCCUUUUAGCAAUUUUGAAUCAUAAAUGCAUAUAAAAUGCAAAUAUAAUAUUAAAAACUACCUUUUUAGGGGUAUUGCCAGAGUAAGGAAGUCCUCAGCCAGAGUAACAUCUACACCGCUACCUUGGAGGGCGUCUUCAGCCUGUCUUUUGAGCAGGAGAAUGUCAUCGUCAUCCCCUUCCUUCUGCAGGGCACAAGGCU
Gadus chalcogrammus (walleye pollock) is the source of this 5500-nucleotide messenger RNA. It is a transcript of the gene mier3b, whose product is annotated as mesoderm induction early response 1, family member 3 b. The coding region runs from base 337 to 2013 and encodes 558 amino acids. NCBI's taxonomy places the organism in Eukaryota, Metazoa, Chordata, Actinopteri, Gadiformes, Gadidae. Gene Ontology annotation, biological process: negative regulation of transcription by RNA polymerase II. The transcript has 14 exons. Gene Ontology annotation, molecular function: histone deacetylase binding; transcription corepressor activity. The record is from RefSeq and is a predicted model, not a curated record. Gene Ontology annotation, cellular component: nucleoplasm.